UCUGUACUUUUUAACAACACCCACCUCCUCCCUGAAUGACUCAGCCACUGAGGGAGAAGUCUCGGAUCUCUUCUUCCAGCCAGUCAGAUGGAAGGUGAUUCUGGAAACUUUAGCUACACCUCCGUUUCAGGCACUGCCGACUUUCAACCGACGCGAACGCGUUUCCUCCCGGAGAGAGAUCUAAAACUGGGAAGCAACCGACAACAUGUCAGCUUUUGCCCUGAGAAGAACAUCCCCUUCUGGAAAUGAUACGAAGAAUCCCACUCAUGGAGUCACACUAAAGCCGCAGGGUUUCCACGACAUUAACAAGAGAAGAACUUUCUUGCAGGAUAACAGCUGGAUAAAGAAAAGAUCAGGGGAGGAAAAAGAUGAAAACGCCGGUAGAGUUGUGCUUCACCAUCAUGGCUCAUAUGAUGCCUUAGACAGGACCGGAAAUGAAAGAGAUGAACAGAGAGUGGCGAUAAGUCGGUACAGAUCUGAUGACACCUUAGAUAGGAUUUCAGACAGAAAUGAUUCCGGUAAAGCCAAUAAGGUGGAGGCCAUGGAUAGCCGACUAAACAACAGGAGCAUGUCCACUUUUAAAGCACUGGAAGGAGGGAAGCCGCAGCCUGAGAAGACGUUCAACAGUCCUACCAUCUCCACAAGUGCUCCCGCCGCCAACGCUCGCACGACCGGUGCUCCCCCCGCCAGUGCUCGCACGACCGGCGCGCCCCCCGCCACUGGUCCCACAGCUAGUGCCCGCACCACCAGUGCUCCCACCACCCGCGUUCUUACCGCCCCCAGUGCGGCCGCCGUUACAACCCCAGUGAAGAAAAAGAGGCAGUCUUGGUUUCCACCACCACCCCCGGGUUCCACUGCCCCCUCGAGCACUGUGGAGAGCAAAAGGGAGCCGGCUGCCGUACCACAAGUGCCGCCAAAGCCCGACCCUUCAUUUUCAUCUCCUACACUACCACGGCGCGAUAAUCGGCAGAUCUGCCCUCCUAAACCAGCCGUAUACAGUGAAAGAAGCAGAAGCUCUGAGAGAAACAUAAGCAACCAAGAUCUUGACAGUCUCAUCCAAGUGGAUCCAAAGGCAAAGAGGAGUGACAAUGUAAGUCAAGACCUCAGUGAUCUCAACAAAGUGAAUCCCCAGAAGGACAAAGAUGGCAAAGGAGAUAAGGGAAUUGACAGGCUCAUUAAAGUGAAUGCCAGCCCAGACAAAAGUGAGAAAGGAAACCAAGGUCUUGACAGUCUCAUCAAAGUGGACCCAAAGGCAAAGAGAAACGACCGUGGGAGUCAAGAUCUCGAUAAUCUCAUCAAAGUGAAGCCCCAAGAAGACCAAGAUGGCAAAAGACAUAAAGAUCUUGAUCCUCUCAUUAAAGUGAAUCUCAAGAGUGAUGGAGAUGGCAAAGGGAAACAAGAACUCGACCCUCUCAUCAAAGUUGAUCUUCAAAAGAACAAAGAUGGCAAAGGUGGCCAUGAUUUGGAUGAGCUCAUCAAAGUGAAUCCCAAAGACAAUAAAAUCAGCACUGGGCAAGACCUUGACGGCGUCAUCCAAGUGAAUCCCCGGAUAGGAAAAAAUGACAGCGGCCACAGUCCUGAAGAUGUCAUCAGGGUGACUGUGCCACCUAAGAAAAAUGAUAACGGAGCUCAAGACCUGGACAAUCUUAUCAAAGUGAACCGCACAACAAACCAAAAUGCUACAGGCCCAGGUCUUGAGGAACUCAUCAAAGUCAACCCCCAAGCUAUGAAGAGGACAACCGGCCCAGGUCUUGAGGAACUCAUCAAAGUCAACCCCCAAGCUAUGAAGAGGACAACCGGGUACCAGGAUCCUGGCAGUCUCAUUCAAGUGUCCAACACAAUAACUAAAAAUGAGAAGCGAAGCCAAGACCUGGAUAAUCUCAUUAAAGUGAGCCCUGCAGCCCUCCAAAGUCUUAGCAGAGACCAAGAACUUGACAAUCUCAUUGAAGUGAACGCUAGCCUGUACAAUAAUUCAAAGCGAAGCCAAAGCCUUGAUAAUCUUACUGAAGUCAAGCCCAUUACGGAUCAGACUGGCAAACGGGCCGAGGAAUAUAAUAAAGAACUGAACAGUCGGUCCCGUGGAAACACGGCUUGCUCUUCUGAGACCAGAAGAGAAACCAGCUCUAAUGCUACAACCAGGUGCUCAAGUCCAAAGGACACUGUUGUGUACACAAGAUCAUUUGUGGAGACUAGCAAAUCACCAAAAGUCGGGGCGGAGGAAGGCGGCUCGGGAAGAGCUAUCCAAACGGUCUAUUCAACUUCGGAUUGGUCCAUCGUGGAAAGAGAUAUGUGUACCUACUGCCGAAAACCCCUGGGCAUAGAGACAAAAAUGAUCUUGGGCGACUUACAGAUUUGUUGUCAUUCGACCUGUUUCAAGUGUGAAAUAUGCAAGCACCCGCUCCAAGAUUUGAAAGCCGGAGACAGCAUUUGGAUCUAUAAGCAGACUGUCCAUUGCGACCCUUGCUACUCAAAGGUGAAAGCGAAGUGGAUUCUGUAGGUCCACCUGAGAGAAACCAGGAUGAAGAGCAUUUUGAAGAUUUACUUUAAAAGGGUUUUUUCACAGAAGCUGGAAACUAUCUUGGGCAAAAUUUGCGAUUAUUGUGCUCUGGAUCAAAUAGUCUUAAUUGCAUGUAAUGAUAAACGAAUCACUUGAUGAGCAAUAUUUCACGUAAGGCAAACUUCGCAGGCUUUCCCUUGGAUUCCAACACCGUUGCAAGGUUAUCGGUAAGAUGCUCGGGGAAUCGAGUCAUUGAUCCGGAGCCAAUUGUAGACCGGUGCCUGGCAGUUGUAUUUAUCUCCGGUGAUUUCCUACCGUUUGCGUUUCUCUCAACCCUAGCCUUAGAGAUUCCUGCAUUCGCAUGGUGGAUUACAAUGAAAAGAAAUUUUAUUCAGAUGGUGGAAGUAUGUCUUCGGUGAGAUGUUGGCAAAGGAUCUUGAUAGAUGAUUUUCAAUAAAGAUGCAAAAUAUAAAAUAUGAACGAAGGAAUCGUUCUACCGAGCAUCUGAAGAAGAGCUUUUACUGUUGAAUGUAAUCAACUGAAAUAUGCAAAGAAAUACCUUUUGUGUUCUAGCUUUAUCGUGGAUACACCGUCACAGAAAAUCAGAAACAGAAAGGGAAAUAUUAAGGAGUUAAGGAUGAAGAGACAAAUGUAAUUCUUUGCAUAUAAGAACUCUGUUAUAGUUUUCUUGGCGUGCAUUUCAAAACCCGGGUCAAGCCAUUCACUGAGCAGUAAUAAUAAUGUACGACACGAUCACUUUUCUUGGCAUAUGAAAAUGUAGUCUGAUUAUGGAGCAUUUUAUAUUUGCAAAGGGCUUAUAUAAAUAAAUAAAUGCAAAUGUA
Ornithorhynchus anatinus (platypus) is the source of this 3339-nucleotide messenger RNA. It is a transcript of the gene SCEL, whose product is annotated as sciellin. The coding region runs from base 206 to 2497 and encodes 763 amino acids. The record is from RefSeq and is a predicted model, not a curated record. Lineage: Eukaryota; Metazoa; Chordata; Mammalia; Monotremata; Ornithorhynchidae. Gene Ontology annotation, cellular component: cytoplasm. The transcript has 34 exons. Gene Ontology annotation, biological process: epidermis development.